Ailuropoda melanoleuca (giant panda) is the source of this 5865-nucleotide messenger RNA. It is a transcript of the gene RP1L1, whose product is annotated as RP1 like 1. The record is from RefSeq and is a predicted model, not a curated record. Gene Ontology annotation, biological process: axoneme assembly; intracellular signal transduction; photoreceptor cell development. Bases 1 to 5865 code for a protein of 1954 amino acids. The transcript has 3 exons. Gene Ontology annotation, cellular component: axoneme. NCBI's taxonomy places the organism in Eukaryota, Metazoa, Chordata, Mammalia, Carnivora, Ursidae.
AUGAACAGCACCUUGAGGGAUGCCCAGGCCCCCAGCCACCGUGAGUGCCUCCUGCCUUCCAUGGCCCGGACCCCCUCUGUCACCCAGGUCACGCCAGCCAAGAAGAUAACCUUCCUCAAGCGAGGGGAUCCCCGGUUUGCUGGGGUUCGCUUGGCUGUUGACCAGCGCGCUUUCAAGAGCUUUGGUGCUCUGAUGGACGAGCUCUCUCAGCGUGUACCUCUCUCCUUUGGGGUGCGUUCUGUCACCACACCCCGGGGCCUGCAUGGCCUCAAUGCCCUGGAACAGCUGGAAGAUGGUGGCUGCUACCUCUGCUCUGAUAAGAAGCCCCCCAAAACACCCAGUAGGCCAGGCUGGCCACAAGGGAGAAACCCAUCUGCUCAGCAGUUGAGAGAUUUUGAAAGUCAGCAUGAGGCACCAGGAACAUCCUCUUCCUGCAACGGUCCUAAGGCCCCAAGGAGGAUAAUGCUGGUUAAGAAUGGAGACCCUAGAAUCCAGCAGACAGUGGUUCUCAGCCAUAGAAAUACAAGGAACCUGACGGCCUUUCUCAGCAAAGCCUCAGAUCUUUUGCACUUUCCUGUGAAGCAGGUAUACACGACGAGUGGGAAAAAGGUGGACUCACUGAAGGGUCUGCUCCACAGUCCCUCAGUGUUAGUAUGUGCUGGCUACGAGUCUUUCAAACCACUGGCAAUAGAAGAUUCUAGAAGAUAUGGGACUGAAACUUUAUCUGGGCAGACUCCAAGAAACAAAACUGGAAGCUGGGGGCCAAAGGCAAAGCAGAGUGUGAUCCACUCAAGGUCCGGGUCGGGCAGCAGGCCACGGCGGUUUUCCUUGCUGUCAGAGAGGUCUGGUCUCAGCAACUUCCCGGUGUCCCUGCAUUGUGCUCAGAUGGGCCCUGCUCCUGACGGACAGCCUCAGGACAUGCCUGCCCAGCUCGGCCCAUUGGUGGCCAGUGACGAUGUUGAGAAAAAGGUCCGCAUGAACGAGGAUGGCAGCCUCUCUGUGGAGAUGAAAGUCCGCUUCCACCUACUUGGCGAGGAUGCGCUCCUGUGGUCCAGGAGGGUGGGGAGGGCCAGUGCCCUCACAGCAGCCAGUGAGGAGGUCCCUGUCCUGGGGGAAGUGGACUCCUUCCACUGUGUGUGGGAGGACCACCCUGGGGGCUCCUUGGAGCCUGGGGCACAGGGACGGGGGCCCUGUGAGGCAGGAUGUGAGGAAGCCCUUAGCCAAGGCCGGUGGCAGCCAGGAUCCAGGUAUGAGAUCUGGAUGAACCCCCUGUACUCUACCCAGGGAGAAGGGACGGCCUCUCAGAGGAGAUCCAGGCUGACCCAACACUCCCAUUCCAGGAGGCCCUGUAGCCAAGGGUUCACCAGCAGGAAAAGAAACAGCAAGGACAGUGUCAGCCCUGCCUCCAGUGACAGAGCCUCCAAAGACUCUGUGCCAAACUCCUCCUGCUGUUCCAGGUCUUCGGAGGGCAGCGUGGGCAGCUGCGACCUACAUUCAGCCUCGGGGGCUGCCUCUCAGAGGGGAGCAGGGUGGGAAGUUGGCAGCCCAUGCGGGACUAGUGAGAGCCCAGGUCCACAGGGAGCAGGGCAGGGCAGCAGGGAGCGCCAUUGCUGCCUGAAGCCUCAAACCCAAGACUCAGCAGGUGCUCUUUCUGACUCCUCAGGGAGUGCUGGGUCUCACGAGGAGUCUAGUGAAAGGGGUGAAGAGCACCAGGGCUGCCUGAACAAGACAAGGGCCGUGACUACUUCCCGGACAAAGGCCACUCAGGGGGAAGGCCCCUUGUCUUUGAGGCACAAGGACUCACAGACAGAGGAGAGUGGACAGGGUACCACACACUCCCAGGCUAAGGGUAGGUCUGGGAUAAGACCACCCUUGCCACUAGGUCAUUCUGGCUCUGGGGACACUGCAGAAGGCCAUUCUCUACCUUCUGCCUGUGUUUCAGACCCAGGUAGGAGGAGAAAGAAGGGCAGAGCCAGUGCUGUGUCCUCACCUAGCAUUUCUGGCCUCAGCCGAGGGGCUCAGCUAGGCUGCCCCAAGCAGCACCACACCCGAAGGCAUACCCACUGCCCAUGUGACUCACCUGUGCCCAGGCAGAUUCCGGGACCUCCCAGCGGAGGCAGGGCCCACCCAGAUGGCCCAGCGCCACCCCUCUCUGCAAGCUCACCCAGCGCCAGGAACCAGGCCUCCCAGGACAGGGAGCCAUCCUCCCCUGCUUCUCUUCAUUCCCAGUAUGCCCAGGAGGUCAGCAGUGCUCUCAUUACCCCUGUGAGGAAUUCUUGUUCUGCUUCCAAUUUCUACCCCCCAUACUCUCCUUCUGCUGAGACUGAAGGGGACCCUGAGUUCAGGGCAUGCUCACCAGCUCCCACACCUUCCAACAUAUCAGACUCUGUGAGCAACCAAGCUGAUGGUCUGGACAAAAAGUCAGGGGGUGGCAUUCCCAAGCCUUCCUGGCCUUUAGUUGGACAGCCUGAGGCAGGGAGGCCAGGAACCCACCGAGGCUGCUGCUGCUCAACGAUCAGCACAUCCCUGUUCCCUGGGACCCCCAGUGAUAAGACUCAUGUCCUGCAGACCUCCCAGCCACUGGACAGCCAGGGGCCUUUCUCUGAGGUCUGCUUGGUAUGCAGCAGAUACUGUCCCACUCCCCCAAGGACAUGGCCUUUUGUCAAGAAACACCUUUUGUGCAGCAGCAGCCCCGGUGCUGACUGGGGGCCAGGUGGGGGACAGCUGAGGGAGGGCAAGCUUGAUGCAUGGCGACCGCGGCCCCCUGGCUCUCAGUCAGGGGCGAUGGGGAAAGCAGUCAAAGACUCGAGAAGGGGCAGCUCCAGCUGUGGCCUCAGGUCUGGGAGAAUAUUCCAGGGGAAGGUGGCUGGUGGAGGGGAAAGCCUGGAGUGGCAAGAGAAAGAUGGCAGAAUGGCACUGGGUGCUCUGCCCCGAGCCUCACCAGAUGCUGUGGUCCGUGAAUGGCUGAGCAACAUCCCAGAGGAGCCCAUAUCCAUGAAAUGUGAGAUGGUGGGUGAGAGUACAGAUGUGACCAGGGAUGACCCAGAAGGCCCCAAGGAGGACCCUGUUGACAAACAUUCCCCAGCAUGUCUAGGGGAGCCAAUGCAGGUCAGACAACUGUCACAUGAAGGGGCCGCCAAUGAGAAAGCCGAGCCAGUGACUGGUGAAGCUUGUCCCAGGUCAGGACAGGGUCUUCCUUGUAGCGGAGUUUCCGAAGACUCCAGGGAGGCUGGGUCAGGCAAAGGCAUGGCCAUGGACUGUGGCGUGGGCCCUUGCGUGCUUCUGCACAAGGUCUCUGCCUCCGUACAAAUUAUGAAGGCACUGAUGGGCUCUAAGCGGGGCCGGCCCAGCAGCCUUCCCGAAGUGUCCAGCACAGCAGGCAGGAGGCUCAGCCGCUCUGCCCAGGCCCUUAUCACCUGUCUUUCUGGACUCCGCUUCUUUGAUGAAGACCUUGGGUCUACCACUGGCCAAGUGAGGUUCAUAGACUCUCCUCGGUACCAGGAGCUCCUGAGCACCUUCCAGGCCCUGUGGCCGGGGUGCGGCCCCAGAAGAGGUGAGCCAGACUCAGGCCUCUGGGAGCUUGGCUGGUGCCAGGCUCUGCCAGGCCUCAGGUCCAAUAUCAUGACUGAGGACUUCACUCCAACGUCCUCAUCUGGCGUGGAUGUCGGCAGUGGCUCUGGAGGCUCAGGGGAGGGCAGCGGACCCUGUGCCAUGGAGUGCGCCCUGGUCCCUGAGAGCAUAACACUGCCCUUGAAAAUCUCCUGCCAGAGGCCUGAUUCUAGAACCUCCAAGAACCAAGAGGAUCCAGGAAACCAACAGCCGAGUGGUUCCAAAGCCUUUUCCAAUUCCCAAGCAUGGGCUUGUGCCAGCAGAGAAGAUGAGGCAGAGAGAAACAGUAGGGGGCAGGUGCUGGGCAGUAACCUGGACCAAGGAGUUGAAAACACAAUGCAAGAAGAGGAGGUACAGCUAGAGAAAGUCAGAGAAGAAAAAGAAAUAACAGCACUGCAAGGAGAGGGUGUCCAGGGAUUCCCAGAAAAGGGAAGAGUCAUGGGACAAGAACUGUCAGAGGUUAACUCUCAGGAAGGGGAGGGUGCACAGGAAGGUAAGAGUAUACAGAAAGAGGAAGCAGGAAGAGACCCUGCCUCCACUAUACUUUGCCCUCCAGGGAAAAGAGAGAAACCCACAGAGCUCCCUAAGAGCUUCAGCGAGAAGGAUGAAAAUGCCAGUGGCCCCAAACUUGAGCCUGGUUUGGAGAAGUUGCCCAAAGCUGCUGACACACACCAUGUGCAAACCCAGGCCAAGUGCACCCAGGGGCCUGGAGAGACGAGCUCUUCUGCAAACCGCAGAGUGUCUCUGGACCCUGAUCCCCUCUGGGUGUCCAAGUUGCUGAGGAAGAUGGAGAAGGCCUUCAUGGCCCACCUCUCCAGCGCCACAGCUGAGCUCCGAGCCCGCUGGAGUCUACAGAGCAACCCCCUGCUGGACCAGAUGGUAGUGGAGCUGCAGCAGGACCUGGGCCGGCGGCUGCGAGAGAGCACCGAGAACGAGCUCUGGAAGAUCCAGAGCCGGGCAGGGGGGAGGACGCCGGGGCUGGCCCGGGAAGCCCUCAGGUGGGAGAUGUCCCUGCAGACCGAGCUGCGUAGGCGCCGCCUCCAGGGCCUGCGGCACCUGUCAGCCUUCUCUGGGCAGGCUGGAAGCCUGGGGCCCCUCUCCUUCCCCUCAGAGGAAGAAGCAUCCACCCUCAGCGGAGCCCUGGGGACCUGGCUGGUUGGGGAGGCUGAGGGGGAGGAGUUUUGUCCCUGUGAGGCCUGCAUGCGGAAGAAAGCGAUCCCCACGUCCCCGAAGGACACAAUGGGGGCAUCCAGGGCACCCAUCAGAAAGGCCUUCGACCUGCAGCACAUUCUGCAAAAGAAGAAAGGGGGGUGUGCUAGUGGGGAGGCCGCUGAGAAGAGAGGGAUGGAGCCCCUUCAGGGGGACCCCUUGGGGACAGGGACUGUCCACGGGUCCGAUGGAGGCCUGGAGCUGGGGUUAGACCAGGACCCUGGGACAGAGGAGGGGGGUGAGGGUGAGAGCAGCCAGACCCUUGGCCGAGAUGGAGACCCCCCAGGGGGAGAGGAGGAAGCAGCUGUUCAGGAGAGAGAAGAAAGCACAGGUGCCGGGCAAGGCAAUGGCCCAGAGGGAGCAGGUGGGGAGGAGCAGGGCUCUGGUGGGAAGGGAGAAAACAUGGAAGAGGGCUCUGGGGCGGACGCCAGUUUGGAAGGUGAAGCCUCGGGAGGAGGUGACCCAAGUCCAAGAGGACAGAACAAUGGUGUCAAAACUGCAGAGACCCGGGAAGCUGAAGGAGAGGGGCAGCCAGAGUCAGGGGGAGGAAACCAAAGGGAGAAAGAAGGUAGCCUGCAGGUCGGCUGGGGAGACGGUCAGCCAGGUGAGACUUCUGGAAACAGCAGCCCAGAUCAAGAGGGGAAGACGGCACUGCCCCCUACCCCAGGUGGACACAGCCCUUGCCAAAGGUCAGGCUGGAAAGCAGGCCUUGCCUCCUCCAGCAUAUCAUCUCUGGGAAACUGUUCUCAGCUCUCUCAGAAAGGCUCUGAAGAAAAGCCUUUGAAUGGCGACAUGAGGAACAUUAAAGAGAAGCCCAAGGGAGUACCUGGUCCAAAGAGAAAAAUCACAGGCAUGAAUCUGGAAAGCUCCACUUCUGAGCAAGAAGGGGCGCCCUUGGGCCCAAGGUCUUCAGAGCAGGAGGCAGGUGAGGCUUCUGGCCUAGAAGCUGAGAAGGUAGUUAAAACUCUUGCUUUUACAGAAACGAGGUUUAAAAACCUCACCCUGGACAGGACAGAUGGCUUUGGCCAAGAUGACUUAGAUUUCUAG